CUAGUAAGGUCAGCUUUUACUAUCAUAUAUCACGUGAUCUUAUCCAGGCCCUCAAUCGAAAAAUGAAUACCGAUAUGCUCCUUCCCAACUUCUUGACGUUCGAAAAAGCGACUCCUUCGCAACAUUCGCAACCUUCGCAACUAUCGCCGCCACCGAGUAAUUUACAACUACAUUGUGACCACGCUUCUCCUGCAUGAAAUUUCGCUUUCACACUUCACAGUAGAAGGUGGACGAGUUGUUUUUAGCAGCGAUGACUUCAUCACAGACCGCGGAAACCGUUACUCAACCUAUUGCGCCCGUUGCAACAAUGUCUACAACCAAUUUCGCCUUGGAUCCUGAUAAGAGCGAUAUGUAUAAGGAUAUCAAUAAGUUCAAUCUGAACACACACGCUCCCGAUUUCCACGAUAAUAUCAAAUCGUGCUCUGCAGAACAAGACAAGUCUGCUACUACUACAAUGGAUACCACUCUCCCCUCCAUUUCAAUCCAACCAAUGGACAACCUCCCCGAGAACAUAUCUGCCCCCCUGUCAAAAGAGGCAGUUGAUGCUGCAAAGGAAAUGGAGAAACCAGAAGUGGCAUCUCUCGAGAACGAAAUUCCCUCGCUGCCAAAAGCGCCAAUCGAGUCAGCAAUGGAGAUAUGUGACACGAAAAUCGAAGAACACCCACUCGAAAAAGAAUUCCCUGAGCCCAAACCCGAAGUAGAUGGGCAUUCGGGCGAGGAGCAAACAGCUCAACCCACGCAGAAGCGAUCCCAGUCCCCACCUAACAGAUCCAUCGACUCCUUCCCGCCUUGCAACAUGGCAAAUCAAGAAGACAUGGUGGCCGCAGCUUAUCAAGAAUAUUUAGAUCAGGCUGCAAAGCCAUACCCGGAUAUCAUCUUCGAACGCACUUUGCACCCUCAUGGCACCCUUGUGCCAGAUCAGACUUAUGAAAAUAUUCACCAACCGUGGGAUCAACCGUGGGAUGCGAACGCAACAACAGAUCCUGGUGUACGAUUAGAUGGCUAUGCAAAACUGAUUUUUGAUGAUAGCGAAUUCUACAUGACCACACAUCAACUGAUCAUCGGUCGCGAUGUAGCCGCAUACAAUAACAUGAAGAGAUACGAGAAAGAGCAAGCACAGAUAGAGCAGGCGUGGAAUACAUCUGAUUUCACUGUUCGGCCAACGGUCAAGAUCGAAAACCGUUCUGCUGGUAUCGUGGAUCCUUGGAUAACGUUGCAACCAGAAAGCCGGCGAAGUCGCAAGGAAAGGAAGAGUAAGAACUCAGAGUCUGGCAAUCCUUUAUCACACAGUGGCUCUGUACAUAGUUCAAAUCCCGCCCCCUUUCUACCUUUACAAUUCGGAAAUUCGCCGAUGCAAAACCUUGACCCCGAUAGUUGCCCCGUCAUCUAUGUACACCCCCCCUUCGAUAAAGGUAUUGCAGGCUUUAAAGCUAUAUCCAGAGAACAUGUUAGAAUCUUCUAUGAUAACCACCAUGAUAAUUUUCAAGUAGAGUUUCUUGGUAGGAACGGAGGAUUCGUGGACGGUGUAUUCUACGAACACAAGCAGAUAGCAACAUUGAAGAGUGGUAGUAAAUUACAGAUGGGUUUCAUCUACGUCAGGUUCAUGUUACCAGAUGUCGUAAUCGACGACGCAGGAUUCGAGUACUCAGGAGUCGAGCCACUCGAAGAAUUCAGAGAUGAUCUAGCAACUUACUCGGAAGGGGGUAAGGAGAUGAGUCUUAGCUUUGACGACCCACCACGAGCCGGCGAUCAGAUGUCCACCGACAAUAGUGAAUGCUCUACAGAUGAUGGAAACCCAUUUGUUGGUGACGAAAAUACCGAUAAUGAAGACCAAAGAGCGGAUUACGAUCCAUCUCUACGAUCUGAAAGUCUCGAUAAUACUGUCCCACAUAGAUCACAGAAUGACGAGGAACAAGGCACCCAGGAACCAGAAUCCCCGGCUAACAGUCCAACCGACACAAGCCCAAAACCCGCAAAGAAACGUGGACCGGGGCGACCACCUAAGAAUGGCUUCAUGUCUAAACGCGAACAACAAAUUGCCAAGAAAGAAGCAUUGGAGAGAGAGAGAAUUCAAGAGGAAGAACGCGCCCAGGAAGAGCAUAAAGUUCAAGUGCGAAAUCAAGCAACAGCCUCAAAAACUGUACCUGGAAAAAACAAAGUUGGAAGGCCAAGGAAGCAUCCCCGACCAGAUGUCUCGGAAGAAGGGCCGCCACGCCAAAAACGCAAAUAUACCAAGAGACAAUCGGGUCCCAAGGAACCUGAGGAUCGUGAUGAGGAUAAGUUUGAUUUUGAUGGUAAUUGCAUACAAACCAAAAGUGGAAGUUCCAGAAAAGUCGCCUAUGUUUUGAAGGAAGUCACCCACAAAAAAGAGGAUUGUACUGUAGAUCAACUUACAAAGCCACCCACAAAUUAUCUGCAGACUAUUUGGGAGCUGCUACGCGAUGCAGAUCAACCUUUGUGUCUUCCACAGAUUUAUAACGAGAUGGAGGUCAAGUAUCCGUAUUAUGCUUUCCAAGAGUCAAAAGGAUGGCAGAGUAGCGUCCGGCACAAUUUAGGACAGCAUGAGUGUUUUGAGCGGACGAAGCGCGCUGGUAAAGGCUGGGCUUGGUGUAUAAGACCAGGGAUGACUUACCUAAAGGAGAAGAAGAAGAAAGCACCUUCACCUCCAGUUGCAGGUGUUAACCAACCAAUAUAUCAAGCUGGCCAUUCAGUUCCGGGUUAUGGUCCUAAUCAAAUGCAGCCUCCAUCUGGAUAUAUGGUGAAUCCGCAAUUAUAUCAUCACCAGAUGCACCCACAUCCACAGGGAGAGUACCAACAAUACCUGCAGGGUCCGCCUUACGUGGGUCCAAAUCAUCACUACACGCCUUAUCCUGCGCAGGGCUACGCUCCACCUCACGCUAUUCAACCACCUUUCAUUCCUCCAAUGGCACCUCAGUUGGCACCUACUGCACCGGUGUCUUAUAGUUCUCCAUAUGCUCCGAAACCGCCUGCUGCCACAACACAAUCUCAUGGUACUCAGCAACAGCAACAGCCUCCACCGCAACAAGCUCAGCAGCAGCAGCUUCAACAGCAAAAUCCACAGCAGUCUCCCUACCAAGCACAAGGAGUAUCACAACCACCAAUUACGUCUCAAUCAACAACGCCGCCACAGCAACAGCAGCCACAACCAUCAGCUAGCAGCCAAAGUCAAAUGGCCCCUCAGGCUGAACCUCAAGCUGCAUCAGUUCCCGUUCACCAAAAGAGAGUUAUUCAUCCUAACCUAGUUGCUGCGGUAAAUGGGUACCGUAAUCACGUUGUCAACUUAAUGCGACAAAGAGCGCCCCAGAAUGAUGCCGAAGCACUUGUGGACAAGGCCAUAAAACGGGUUUAUGAUAACACCGAAGACGAUCGUUCUCUUGACAGUACGGAACAUGAAAUGAAACUUAUCAAUGGUGUACUUAACGUUCUUAAAUUACCACCGGUUCCUCGUCAGCCUCCUGCCAACCCGUCUCAUCAUACCCAACAACAACAUUCUGCCCCGCAACAACCUUUCCAGCCGUCGGUUAGUACAAACAAACCACAAGUCAACACAUCUCAACAGCCUGGAAAAGCUUCUGGAUCAGACCUUCCAAAACAGACGACGAUCAUGCGCCCAUCGUUUUAUGGAAACAACCAAAAUCAAGCCGGUGGUCCUUCUGUGCCCAGACCACCAUUGAUGACACCAGCUUUACCACGAAACAAUUCUGUAUCCUCCCAAAAUGCACCUCCGAGACCAAAUGCAGCCUCAUCCUCUCCUGCGCCGGCCAAUCCUUCAAACCCGCCACCACAGGCUUCAUCUAACAACAAUAAGUCUGGUGGUGCCACAUCACCUGUUGCAAACACUGUCAAUCAAACUAUCGCGCAGGCUGUUGAUCAGAAUGUGCCUAACCACGGACUCAAAGUAGGUGAAACUUUGACGGAGGCGGGUUUUGUACGAAGUUUUCCUCAGCCUCAAAUUUCCACUUGAUGAAACUUCUUGGGACUCUAUACGACAUAUUAUUAGAUAUGUAGAGACAAUUGGUGAGAAGUAAGUUAUCUUGAUUUGAUUCAAAUGGGCAGCAUGCCCACGUACGGAGUAUAUAUUUAGAAUUCAAAAAGUUUUUCAUUACACUUGGACAGCAUGUAUAUGCGAGGUGGGGUACAUUUCAUUUCAUUCAUUGAUGCGGUGUUGGGAGAAACGGGAUGGUCUGGGUCUUUGUGUUUCGGUUGUUUUGUAAUUUGGUUUGGUCAGGUUUGGCAUCGGAAUUGGGCGUGUGUAUGGGCUUUGAUGUUACGACGAAAUGAUCCAGGGCAUAGCGAAUACGAGGACGAGCAUAGGCGUUCUUAUUGAUAUCCCAUCUGCGAGAUGAAUGACAUACUCGAUUCUGCAUAGCAGCGGUGGUUUGUUUCGUCUUAAGGAUUUGGGGUUGAGCUUAGCCAUAAGCAUAAGGUUGGCGUUUUGAUUAUUUUUCCUUUAUGUAGAAGAUACGGUGAGUCUUACGAGGGCGUGAGACUUACCAAACACUUCUUCACUCGGAGCUACCUCCACCAUUCUUGGACAUAGUUUCAUGUGUGCCUAUGAGUGAGAGCGAAGUGAUCGGUCAGAUCAUUUAAUCAUGAUGUUGAUGAUUACUCCUGAUUUUUACUCAACUUGUUCGAUGGGGGAAUUGGACGGGUAUAUAGUGAGAUAUCGUCAUCAGGCGAAAUGAAUGGAUGUAUGUGGGGAUAUUCACAUCAGCUAAGGGAGUGAUGGGAUGGGUGUGUACUUGUUAAAUCGAGUUAGUAGUUAAAAAUUCAUGGUUUACCAAUGGUCUUUUUGUAUGUGAAUGUGUAUAUAU
This is a messenger RNA of Sclerotinia trifoliorum, 4835 nucleotides long. Lineage: Eukaryota; Fungi; Ascomycota; Leotiomycetes; Helotiales; Sclerotiniaceae. The record is from the annotation of a GenBank genome assembly.